Microthlaspi erraticum is the source of this 3207-nucleotide messenger RNA. NCBI's taxonomy places the organism in Eukaryota, Viridiplantae, Streptophyta, Magnoliopsida, Brassicales, Brassicaceae. The record is from the annotation of a GenBank genome assembly.
AUGACCAAGACUGUUGAUGAAGCUAAGGUUCUUAUUGAGAAUCUUGCAGCUAGUGAUUGUAACAACUGUCCUGAUUAUGACCGCUCAAGCCGCACCACUACUAGCUCCCCUGAUUCUUUUCAAAUGACUGAACUCAAGAACAUGAUGGCUCAAGUUCUUAAGGGACAGCUCAAGCAUAUCAAUGCAAUAGAAGGGAUGAGUGAUGCUAAUGAAGAUUCAUCAAGAGAAUGCAUGGGAGAUUUCUCUAAUGAAGCCAAUGAAGAAGAUGUGAACUACAUUGGAAACUAUGGGAACAAGGGAUACAAUCCAAGCUAUCGCCCAAACCCCAACAUGUCUUAUAGAAACCCCAAUGUGGAGAAUCCUCAAGACCAAGUGUAUCCUCCAAGGUAUCCACAACAACAAAGACCUCCUUACCAAUCUCAAGGAAGUCAAUUUCAGCCAAGGCAAGGAUAUGAGCAGAGAUCAUCAUAUCCGCCCAAGGAGCCAUAUGCUUCUUCACCAAAUCAAGCUCCUCCAAACCAACAAGGUGGGAGAUUUGAAGGAAUCCUCCAACAGAUCAUGGAUGGCCAGAAGAGAAACACUAAAGAGAUGUAUGAGAAGAUGGACACUUUGUUCAGCAAUCUCAACACCAAGUAUGAUGCUGUUGCCACUCAUGUGAAGAAACUAGAGACUCAAGUCACUCAAACUAUGGAAGCUGUUAAGAGACAGGAAGCUGAAUCCAAGAAGUCCUUUUGCAACUCAGCCGCCAUAGAAGAAAGAUUUGAAGACCAAGUUCCAGAAUGGAUGCUUUCAAAACCUACUGUUGAUUGCAUGAUUUGGCCUGAAGAGAAUUACCCAGAGAGAGAGUCCAAUCGAGCUAGAAAGAGAAGACUCUUCCCAAAGAUUAUCCCCAAGACAGAUAACUCAGGAAAGUUUGUUGUGCCUUGUAUCAUCAAAGGUAACAUUCUUGAGCAAUCUUUGUGUGACACAGGAGCCAAUGUGAACAUCAUGUCUAAGAGGAUAGCUGACAAGAUAGGCCUCACCAAGAUAGAGCCAUCAUCCAUCUCCAUCAACUAUGCUGAUUCAUUCUCACAAACACCCUAUGGCUUUGUGCCUAAUGUGAUGGUGCAGAUUGGAAAUUGCUCUAUCCCUACUGAUUUCCAGAUUGUGGAAAUGAGAGAGAGUAGCCAUAGACCUCUCAUAUUUGGAACCCCUUUCCUGUCUACUGUGGGUGCCAUAUUUGAUUUCCCCAAUCAAAGAAUCUCUUUCAACAAGGUGAACAAGGGUAUGUUCUUCCCUAUGUGUUCAACAAAGAACUCUUUUGUUGACAUGGUCCAAGAGGAGAAAGCUACUUUGAAGCCACCCCAAGAAGGAGAAACUGAAGAAACAAUCAAGGAAGAUCCCAUUCCUAAGCCCAAGCAGCUUGCCAAACAAGCAAGGAGUAAGACUAAGGCCCCUACACCAAAACCGCCCAAGGGAUCAACCAAGAUUGAAGAUGAGGCCAAGCCAAGAAGGAAGGCAGUAGUGCCAAGGGACAUUCAUGGAGAGAUUGUCUAUCCAGCUGUGAAUCACCCACCAGAUACUCAUUGCAAGGAGAAAAGACUUGGAGGAUCAAAUGCCUCUUGUCUCCAUCUUCUCCUGAGCGCCAAGCCUUACAGUCAAGCUAAAGACUUAAAACAAGCGCUGCAUGGGAGGCAACCCAUGAGGAUAGAAGGAGAAAAAGGUGUGAAAACACAAUCCGCGCCAAAACAUUGGCCGCGGACGCGCAAAAGAAUUUUGGCCGAGCAAUUCUCAUCUGGCCGACCGUUACGGUCGAGCCGGGAAGGAAUAGCUCGUGCUCGGCCGGAUUCACUCAUUGCGCGACAGAAACGUUCGCGCGACAGCACGAACCGACGCGAACCGGACGAACGCGAUCGCGCUCGGAUUUUGUAUCGGAACGGACCGACCGUGCCGGUCGAUCCGGGAAACAAAUCGGCCUCGGCCGAAAUCUCUCGGCCAAAACAAAUUUGGCCGACCAAAUCGCUCGACCGCGACAAAAUCCAUCGGCCAUCGGCCCAAAACUUUUCUAGGCCAAGGUACACAAUGGCAAAGACAAAAGGAAAUGAGAGUAUGAAGAAGAAGAAGAACCCAUUCAUGGAACCACCAAAGAAGCAAAUCAAGCUAGGGAGUAGUAGCUCCAAUGCAAGAGCAGAAUACCAACUUCACCACAUUCCAUUGAUGCAAUCAAGAACAUGUGGAGAGUCCAAGAAGAGAGAAGAUGAUUGGGCACUUGUAACCUUUGUUGGAGAACAAAAUCAAGACCCAAGAAAGUGUAAGAAGGCAAUGGAGAAGGUGAACAUCGAGCCAUGUGUGAAGAUGGACACCCAAACCCUUGAUCUUCUCAAGAUAAGAGAUGAUGUCACAUGGUACAUAAGGAAGCUAGGCUUGAGCAAGCUCUUCAAGCUAGAAUGUAGUGAGUACUCACAACUCACCAAGGAGUUCCUCUCUACAGUAGCUCUUGCCUUUCCCAACCACAAUGGAGACCAACCAGCUGGUGAUGGACUCCUACUCUUCAAGAUAGGCGAUGCCAAUGGGCGCAUCUCCAUCUCAGCUCUAUGCCAACUCUUUGGACUUCCCAAUGAGACAGCACAUGACUUCAAGGAGAACUCAAAGAGGAAACAAGCUGCCUUUGCUGAUUGGACACACUUUGCCAAUGAACCAUUCUUGCCUUCAAGGUCAAAGGUGUCUAGAAUCACUCAUCCAGCCAUUCGCUAUGUGCACCGCCUCAUCUCCACCACUUUCCAAUGCAAACAAGAAGCCAACAAGGUCACAACUGAUGAGUUCUACAUCCUCACCACACCAUUCAUCAAGCAUGAGUACAAGGCCAACCUUGGACUUUUACUUGCCAAGACAUUCAUCAAUGUGAGGAAGCUAGCUAAAGACUUGGAAGGCAACAAGAAGCUUUGUGUUCGUUUUGGGAGGCUUAUCACGGCCAUAGUACUGCAUGUGGGGAUUGACAUUCCCAACUAUGAGCCACUACCCAAGCCAACCCCUUUGGAUCUCCAUGCUCUUCAGCACAUCCACUUCCUAAACCGUUGGACUAAAGACCCAACUCGGUUUUGCUAUGAGUUUCCAAUUGGUCCAGCCAACACUUCCCUUGUCUUGCUGCCACAUGAGACAUCCCAAGCCUACGCUCAGGAGUUGUCACUUUCCAGCCCAAUGAGGAAGAUUCUAUGUUCCAUCAAGUGA